This is a messenger RNA of Megalobrama amblycephala (Wuchang bream), 6447 nucleotides long. RefSeq names its product mucin-2-like. NCBI's taxonomy places the organism in Eukaryota, Metazoa, Chordata, Actinopteri, Cypriniformes, Xenocyprididae. The transcript has 6 exons. The record is from RefSeq and is a predicted model, not a curated record. The coding region runs from base 132 to 6047 and encodes 1971 amino acids.
GUGGAGUAGUUAAAAACUGGAGUACCCACUUAAAGAUACUUUGGCAGCUGCGGAUUACCAAUCUAGGUGUUCAUCAUAAAAAUAUCUGCCCAAGGAUUGACUUUUAUUAUCACCGCUGUACUCUUCACAGAAUGGAGAGAAAAGCUUUGAUUAUCAUCUGCAUUUUUAUUGCAACAAUACAAAAUGCAACAACUCAGACCACAACAGAUUCAACAUCAUCACCAUCAUCUGUUAGUACAGCUGACACAUCUACAACGUCAUCAGCAGACACAACUCUUGCUGAAACAUCCACCAGUACAGUAGUUACCACAACACCACCACAAACAACAGCUGAAUCCUCUACAACACCUACAGCGACAACACCAGUGCCCUCAACAACAACAGUUCCUGCUGAAACGUCCACCACCACAGCAGGAGAAACCACAACAGCACCUCAAACUAGUGUUACAACAGCUGAAUCCUCCACAACACCAACAACAACAACAACAGUGUCCUCGGCGACCACUACAGUUCCUGCUGAAACAUCCACCACUACAGCAGGAGAAACCACAACAGCACCACAAACUAGUGUUACAACAGCUGAAUCCUCCACAACACCUACAACAACAACAGUGUCCUCAGCGACCACUACAGUUCCUGCUGAAACGUCCACCACCACAGCAGGAGAAACCACAAUAGCACCUCAAACUAGUGUUACAACAGCUGAAUCCUCCACAACACCAACAACAACAGCAGUGUCCUCGGCGACCACUACAGUUCCUGCUGAAACAUCCACCACUACAGCAGGAGAAACCACAACAGCACCACAAACUAGUGUUACAACAGCUGAAUCCUCCACAACACCAACAACAACAGCAGUGUCCUCAGCGACCACUACAGUUCCUGCUGAAACGUCCACCACUACAGCAGGAGAAACCACAACAGCACCUCAAACUAGUGUUACAACAGCUGAAUCCUCCACAACACCAACAACAACAGCAGUGUCCUCAGCGACCACUACAGUUCCUGCUGAAACGUCCACCACUACAGCAGGAGAAACCACAACAGCACCUCAAACUAGUGUUACAACAGCUGAAUCCUCCACAACACCAACAACAACAGCAGUGUCCUCAGCGACCACUACAGUUCCUGCUGAAACGUCCACCACUACAGCAGGAGAAACCACAACAGCACCUCAAACAAGUGUUACAACAGCUGAAUCCUCCACAACACCAACAACAACAGCAGUGUCCUCAGCGAUCACUACAGUUCCUGCUGAAACAUCCACCACUACAGCAGGAGAAACCACAACAGCACCACAAACUAGUGUUACAACAGCUGAAUCGUCCACAACACCUACAACAACAGCAGUGUCCUCAGCGACCACUACAGUUCCUGCUGAAUCAUCCACCACUACAGCAGGAGAAACCACAACAGCACCACAAACUAGUGUUACAACAGCUGAAUCCUCCACAACACCAACAACAACAGCAGUGUCCUCAGCGACCACUACAGUUCCUGCUGAAACGUCCACCACUACAGCAGGAGAAACCACAACAGCACCUCAAACAAGUGUUACAACAGCUGAAUCCUCCACAACACCAACAACAACAGCAGUGUCCUCAGCGACCACUACAGUUCCCGCUGAAACGUCCACCACUACAGCAGGGGAGACCACAACAGCACCUCAAACUAGUGUUACAACAGCUGAAUCCUCCACAACACCUACAACAACAACAGCAGUGUCCUCAGCGACCACUACAGUUCCCGCUGAAACGUCCACCACUACAGCAGGAGAAACCACAACAGCACCACAAACAAGUGUUACAACAGCUGAAUCCCCCACAACACCUACAACAACAACAGCAGUGUCCUCAGCGACCACACCAGUUCCCGCUGAAACAUCCACCACUACAGCAGGAGAAACCACAACAGCACCUCAAACUAGUGUUACAACAGCUGAAUCCUCCACAACACCUACAACAACAACAGCAGUGUCCUCAGCGACCACUACAGUUCCCGCUGAAACAUCCACCACUACAGCAGGAGAAACCACAACAGCACCUCAAACUAGUGUUACAACAGCUGAAUCAUCCACAACACUAACAACAACAGCAGUGUCCUCAGCGACCACUACAGUUCCUGCUGAAACAUCCACCACUACAGCAGGAGAAACCACAACAGCACCUCAAACUAGCAUUACAACAGCUGAAUCGUCCAUAACAUCUACAACAACAGCAGUGUCCUCAGCGACCACUACAGUUCCCGCUGAAACAUCCACGACUACAGCAGGAGAAACCACAACAGCACCACAAACUAGUGUUACAACAGCUGAAUCAUCCACAACACUAACAACAACAGCAGUGUCCUCAGCGACCACUACAGUUCCUGCUGAAACGUCCACCACUACAGCAGGAGAAACCACAACAGCACCUCAAACUAGCAUUACAACAGCUGAAUCGUCCAUAAAACCUACAGCAACAGCAGUGUCCUCAGCGACCACUACAGUUCCUGCUGAAUCAUCCACCACUACAGCAGGAGAAACCACAACAGCACCACAAACUAGUGUUACAACAGCUGAAUCGUCCACAACACCUACAACAACAGCAGUGUCCUCAGCGACCACUACAGUUCCUGCUGAAUCAUCCACCACUACAGCAGGAGAAACCACAACAGCACCACAAACUAGUGUUACAACAGCUGAAUCCUCCACAACACCUAUAACAACAUCAGUGUCCUCAGCGACCACUACAGUUCAUGCUGAAACAUCCACGACUACAGCAGGAGAAACCACAACAGCACCACAAACUAGUGUUACAACAGCUGAAUCGUCCACAACACCUACAACAACAGCAGUGUCCUCAGCGACCACUACAGUUCCUGCUGAAUCAUCCACCACUACAGCAGGAGAAACCACAACAGCACCACAAACUAGUGUUACAACAGCUGAAUCCUCCACAACACCAACAACAACAGCAGUGUCCUCAGCGACCACUACAGUUCCUGCUGAAACGUCCACCACUACAGCAGGAGAAACCACAACAGCACCUCAAACAAGUGUUACAACAGCUGAAUCCUCCACAACACCAACAACAACAGCAGUGUCCUCAGCGACCACUACAGUUCCCGCUGAAACGUCCACCACUACAGCAGGGGAGACCACAACAGCACCUCAAACUAGUGUUACAACAGCUGAAUCCUCCACAACACCUACAACAACAACAGCAGUGUCCUCAGCGACCACUACAGUUCCCGCUGAAACGUCCACCACUACAGCAGGAGAAACCACAACAGCACCACAAACAAGUGUUACAACAGCUGAAUCCCCCACAACACCUACAACAACAACAGCAGUGUCCUCAGCGACCACACCAGUUCCCGCUGAAACAUCCACCACUACAGCAGGAGAAACCACAACAGCACCUCAAACUAGUGUUACAACAGCUGAAUCCUCCACAACACCUACAACAACAACAGCAGUGUCCUCAGCGACCACACCAGUUCCCGCUGAAACAUCCACCACUACAGCAGGAGAAACCACAACAGCACCUCAAACUAGUGUUACAACAGCUGAAUCAUCCACAACACUAACAACAACAGCAGUGUCCUCAGCGACCACUACAGUUCCUGCUGAAACAUCCACCACUACAGCAGGAGAAACCACAACAGCACCUCAAACUAGCAUUACAACAGCUGAAUCGUCCAUAACAUCUACAACAACAGCAGUGUCCUCAGCGACCACUACAGUUCCCGCUGAAACAUCCACGACUACAGCAGGAGAAACCACAACAGCACCACAAACUAGUGUUACAACAGCUGAAUCAUCCACAACACUAACAACAACAGCAGUGUCCUCAGCGACCACUACAGUUCCUGCUGAAACGUCCACCACUACAGCAGGAGAAACCACAACAGCACCUCAAACUAGCAUUACAACAGCUGAAUCGUCCAUAACACCUACAGCAACAGCAGUGUCCUCAGCGACCACUACAGUUCAUGCUGAAACAUCCACGACUACAGCAGGAGAAACCACAACAGCACCACAAACUAGUGUUACAACAGCUGAAUCGUCCACAACACCUACAACAACAGCAGUGUCCUCAGCGACCACUACAGUUCCUGCUGAAUCAUCCACCACUACAGCAGGAGAAACCACAACAGCACCACAAACUAGUGUUACAACAGCUGAAUCCUCCACAACACCUACAACAACAACAGCAGUGUCCUCAGCGGCCACUACAGUCUCUGCUGAAACAUCCACUACUACAGCAGGAGAAACCACAACAGCACCUCAAACUAGCAUUACAACAGCUGAAUCGUCCAUAACAUCUACAACAACAGCAGUGUCCUCAGCGACCACUACAGUUCCUGCUGAAUCAUCAACCACUACAGCAGGAGAAACUACAACAGCACCACAAACUAGCAUUACAACAGCUGAAUCGUCCGUAACACCUACAGCAACAGCAGUGUCCUCAGCGACCACUACAGUUCAUGCUGAAACAUCUACCACUACAGCAGGAGAAACCACAACAGCACCACAAACUAGUGUUACAACAGCUGAAUCCUCCACAACACCUACAACAACAUCAGUGUCCUCAGCAACCACUACAGUUCCUGCUGAAACAUCUACCACUACAGCAGGAGAAACCACAACAGCACCACAAACUAGUGUUACAACAGCUGAAUCCUCCACAACACCUACAACUACAGCAGUGUCCUCAGCGACCACUACAGUUCCUGCUGAAACAUCUACCACUACAGCAGGAGAAACCACAACAGCAACACAAACUAGUGUUACAACAGCUGAAUCGUCCACAACACCUACAACAACAUCAGUGUCCUCAGCAACCACUACAGUUCCUGCUGAAACAUCUACCACUACAGCAGGAGAAACCACAACAGCACCACAAACAAGUGUUACAACAGCUGAAUCCUCCACAACACCUACAACAACAGCAUUGUCCUCAGCGGCCACUACAGUUUCUGCUGAAUCAUCCACCACCACAGCAGGAGAAACCACAACAGCACCUCAAACUAGCGUUACAACAGCUGAAUCCUCCACAACACCUACAACAACAGCAGUGUCCUCAGCGACCACUACAGUUCCUGCUGAAAUAUCCACCACUACAGCAGGAGAAACCACAACAGCACCACAAAAUAGUGUUACAACAGCUGAAUCCUCCACAACACCUACAACAACAACAGCAGUGUCCUCAGCGACCACUACAGUUCCUGCUGAAACAUUUCCUGCUCUUUUGUCUACGGCAUCUACAGAGUCUACAGCAUCUACAGCAUCUACAGUUUCUGCAGCAUCUACAGCUUCUACAGCAUCUACUGCAUCUACAGAGUCUACAGCUUCUACAGCAUCUACAGCUUUGACAGUGUCUACAGCAUCUACAACUUCUACAGCAUCCACUGCUUCUACAGCAUCUACAGAGUCUACAGUUUCUACAGCAUCUACAGCAUCUACAGUGUCUACAGUUUCUACAGCAUCUACAGCUUCUACACCUUCUACAGCAUCUACAGCUUUGACAGUGUCUACAGCAUCUACAACUUCUACAGCAUCUACUGCAUCUACAACUUCUACAACUUUCACAACAACUACUGCAAAAAUACCUGAAGUGAAAUCCGAUCUGGUGUUUCGCUCUUUGGACACAUUUCUAGAUGCGCUCAGCAAUCAAACCUCAGAGGAGUUCAAGAAUAGGUCUAAGCUUGUUAUAGAUCAGCUUGAAGGAAUCUACAGACCCAAAUAUAUUAAUUUCCUCAGAGUGAUUGUCAUAGGAUUCAGAGCUGGGUCAAUCAUCACAACAACAGAAAUAUUCUUCAGCCUUAACCAACCUGCCCCAUCUGUUCAAGAGAUUUCAAACACCCUCUUGACAGCAGUGAAUACAGGAGGUGUCAAUCCACUGAACAUAAUUCCUCAGUCAGUUUCAGUCAAUGGUUCAGCUUCAACUACAACUAUCGCUCCUACAGUAACUACAACUUCAAGUGGAUUAAAGAUUGAAUCAAGUCUGCUUCAAGCAACAUGCCUUAUUAUUAUGUCUAAGAUAUUAAGACAUUUUAUAUAGAUCCCUUAAUAAUAUAUCAACCAAACAUAAGGGUACAACUAGACAUGCUGUAACAAACUAAACAAAGAGCAAAUUUAUUUAUUAUGUGAUAUAUAGUAUUUCCAUUGUAGCACACUCUCAAAUAAUGGUAUAAAGCAAUAUAAAGAUAAGCUUGAUAAUGCAUUUUUUUCUCAAGAAUAUAUUUGCAGAUAUUUGUUUAACAGCAGGCUGUUUUCUAGGAGAGAGAAGUCGAUCUUUUUUUUCCUCAUGUAUUUCCUAAUGUAUGUUUUCAAAUGUAAACACUGUAAAAGCUAUUUGUAUAUUUGUUUUAAGGAUAAAUACUUGUCAUACUUUGUUGUCUAAGUUGUAAUAGCAAUAUGUCAUAUUUAUUUUAAUCAAAUAAAAAUAUUUAUUAAGUUUA